Messenger RNA from Colletotrichum chrysophilum, 909 nucleotides. RefSeq lists its product as uncharacterized. The record is from RefSeq and is a predicted model, not a curated record. Bases 1 to 909 code for a protein of 302 amino acids. The transcript is spliced from 2 exons. NCBI's taxonomy places the organism in Eukaryota, Fungi, Ascomycota, Sordariomycetes, Glomerellales, Glomerellaceae.
AUGCGGAAGCUCGCGCUCGACAUACAUCGCACAUUGUCAACGGCUUCGACGCGGCCGGCCUCCAGUCCGGGGCUGUUUACGCAGACGGCCAAGGAGAAGGCUUCCCAUGAGCUACACGUUGCAGUUGACCAGAUGCAAAGUAGUCUCAACGAAUGGCAAUCGCAGUUGAUGGAAGGACUUCAGUGGAAUACUAACCAAAGCAUGACCCCUACACCGUUCCCAGGGCAGUAUCCCACGCCAUACCCAUCGCCGUACCCUACCCCUGGGGAAGAACGCAUGGAAGGGGUCAUGUCUUCAAUCGGUUCCGUGUAUUUUCCCAGCAACCAGUUUAUGGCACAGCAGCAGAUCGCGACGGGAGUUCUUCCGACACAGCCAGCGUCGCCCGAGGCCAUACUCCAAGCUUUGCUGCGCACUCGUCUCGGUUACUUGCGGUGUCUGCUGUACCGUCCUUAUAUCUACCGGGUCGUGCAUUCUGACAAGCUGUCUUCUCAAGACCUCGUCGGGGCCGAGGAAUACCUCCGGCAGUGUGUUUGUUGGCCCAUUAUCAUACCGCCGAUGUGCCACAGCAAGCGCCUGAUCCAUGGUCUUUACUUCUGGUCGCACAACCUGAUGGGGAUUCUCAUCAUCUUACGCCUCGCCAUCACGCACCCGAGGCUGCAGGCGGUGUGUCUCAGUAUCGGUAAGAAGGACAAGGAGGAGUUCAAGAGACCCGGCGCGUGGAACGCGCAGGCGAGGCAGACCAUAUUUCUGUGUGUUGAAUGGUUCAAGAGUCUCAUGGAUAUCGAUGCCGAUGCUAGGUGGUGUUGGUCCAUCAUCCAGGGCAUAUACCCAGAGCUGGUCCUCAGCCCGACAAACACCCGGUUCCUGCCAGAGUUUUACCCGACGGCGAUGCCAUCUCAGGAGGGCUGA